Molecule: messenger RNA, 261 nt
Organism: Paramuricea clavata
Lineage: Eukaryota; Metazoa; Cnidaria; Anthozoa; Malacalcyonacea; Plexauridae
Source: the annotation of a GenBank genome assembly
AUGGCGAACGCAAACUCGUACCCAAACCCUGGCUACGAAGUUAUGGCGAACGACACAAAUCCAGGGGGUCUGAGGGCAUCAUCUCCCAGGAAACUUAAAUAUCGAAGCUCUAGAGUUUUUGCUGUUCUGGGAAAGGUUUUUCAACAAAGUCAUUGGGCGGGAAAAUUUGAGCCAGUCAGAACGGCGAAUGCUCAUUCUUUAACCAAUCAAAACUGCCGAAAAAGCUCUUCGCAUUCUGAAAUACAGGUCGGGAUACUUCAA